Molecule: messenger RNA, 1083 nt
Organism: Lasiosphaeria miniovina
Lineage: Eukaryota; Fungi; Ascomycota; Sordariomycetes; Sordariales; Lasiosphaeriaceae
Exons: 5
Coding region: 445-1023 (192 amino acids)
Biological process (GO): DNA-templated DNA replication
Cellular component (GO): CHRAC; nucleus
Molecular function (GO): protein heterodimerization activity
Source: RefSeq, a predicted model, not a curated record
GUCCUAGACUGCAACGAAAGCUGCAAGGGAGCCGGCCGUUAAUAUAUCGCGUCUCACGCGUCCCGAGGCUCAAGGCCGUUUCCCUCACCGCAGCCCCUUUAUCAUCGACAAUUUUCAAAGUCGGUUUCUGCAGCCGUCGCUCGAUUUUGAUCCACGCGCUGUCCUCUACCAGACGAAAUUAGAGACGGGAUCUAGAUUUCUUAUAAAUAAAGUGACGCUGGCUAUUAAAAAUCGGAGAGCAAACACGCGCCAUUCAACCCAAAGCCCCAGCACUCGUCGGCCGAACUCUCUCAUCAUUUUGAGACGCAGCCAGAGAGGCAGUGAAGCGGGGCACCACCAACGACGCCCUCACAUAAACUUGCUUUCUCCAAAACACACUCGCCGAGUUUCCGCCAUCAACUUCACAAUAUAGGGAUCUCUUAGCUUUCAACAAACCCAAGGAAAAUGCCUUACAACACCACAGCCAUUCCUCCCAGAAAGGAGGUCACCGGCCAGGCCCAGCUUCCCCUCACGAGAGUCAAGAAGAUCAUUGCUGUGGAUCCCGACAUUGCGAUCUGCUCCAAUAAUGCUGCCUUUGUGAUAACUCUAGCAACUGAGAUGUUCAUCCAGCAUCUUGCCAGCGAGGCUCAGAACAUGGCCAAGAUGGAGCGCAAGCCACGGCGGAACAUCCAGUACAAGGACAUGGUCACGCACCACGACAACCUCGAGUUUCUCGAGGACGUGAUCCCCAAGACCACAACAUACAAGCAGAUCAAAGUGCAAGCGGCCGCGACGCGCGCCAAGCUCAAGGGCGACAAAGCCGCGGCAGCGGCAGCGGCAGCGGCAGCAGCGGGGACAGGGACAGGGACAGGGACAAGCAAGCACAAGGGUAUCAACGGCAGCGUGUCGUCAUCGAAGACCAACGGCGUGUCAUCGCGGCGCCGCGUGCUCUCGCUGGACGCGGAUCCCAGCGCGCAGCUGGAGCUGGAGAUGAGGCAGGCGCACUCGGCGGCGCGCGACGAAGAUGUCGACAUGGCAGACUAGAUAGUGCUUAGGUACGUAGGGCUUCAGCAUAUAGAUUGGUAGGGUAGGCUUGCUGAGGGG